CCCUGCCGCGCGAGACCAGGCCGUGCCGCGCGAUGCCGUCCGUGGCCGCCUUCUCCUCCCCUUUCUGGGCGCUGUUCCGCGGGCCCCUGCCGCGGGCCCGGCGCCUCCUCCUCGUCGCCGCGACGCGCGCGCACAGCGGCGCCGCAGGCGCGAGCCGCGCUCGCGGUACCCUGCCGCGGUUCCACACCCCGACUCUCCCCUCCUCGAAAGUAAGCAUGCUUGUUGCCCCUGCGACAGCCGCGCAUCGCCCGCCGCAUAGGCAUUCUGUCGAACGCCGUGUGCUCGUUUCUUCUGGGCGCGUAGGUGAGGUGGUUCGCAUCCAAGGAGACGAGUUCUGGCACAUGACGCGGGUUUUGCGCCUUGGCAUCAAUGACAGGGUUGAACUAUUUGAUGGGGCGGGCGGUUUAGUUGAAGGAUCUAUACAGAAAAUUGACAAGAGUGGCUCAGAUGUUGAGUUAUUAGAGGAUGCUAUGCUCAUUGCUCCUCAAGGCAUCCAAUGGCAUGUCUUUGCUGCAUUUGGGACACUGAAAGGUGGACGUUCGGAUUGGCUUAUAGAGAAAUGUACUGAACUUGGAGCUUGUACUGUUACGCCUCUUCUGACCGAACGAUGUCACACGAUAGCGGAAAAUAGGGUGGACAGGUUGCAACGUCUUGUGUUGGCUGCAGUUAAACAAUGUCAGAGAAUACAUGAAAUGUCGCUGAAGCCCCCAAUUCAGAUAGGCAACCUUAUUCCUGUUGUGUCACAGUCAAAGCUUGCUUUCUUAGCAUCAGCAGAAGCGCCUCCUCUUUUAAGCGUUCUGCCAAAAUCUAGCAGUGAACAAAGCGGACUUUUGAUUAUUGGACCUGAAGGAGAUUUCACAGAAGAGGAGGUAGGUGCAUUGAAAUCAGCAGGUGCAGCCCCUGUCGGUCUUGGUCCAUGCAGGCUACGAGUUGAGACGGCCACAAUUUCGCUCCUAUCUGCUCUCAUGCUAUGGUCAGAUGCUAAACACCAGGAAACACAGGAAUGCAGGUAGUCGAUCAAUGUACAGUUGGCAGUCAUGUUCUUCUUUGUGUUCUAAACUUGUCCAUAACUUUCGAGGUGAUAUCCUCCUCAAAGAAAACUUUUGGGUGACUACUGCCAUGAAAUGUUAUUCAAGAUAUAGUUGGACU
This is a messenger RNA of Phragmites australis (common reed), 1149 nucleotides long. RefSeq lists its product as uncharacterized. Bases 33 to 1013 code for a protein of 326 amino acids. The transcript is spliced from 8 exons. Gene Ontology annotation, biological process: rRNA base methylation. Gene Ontology annotation, molecular function: rRNA (uridine-N3-)-methyltransferase activity. The record is from RefSeq and is a predicted model, not a curated record. NCBI's taxonomy places the organism in Eukaryota, Viridiplantae, Streptophyta, Magnoliopsida, Poales, Poaceae.